Molecule: messenger RNA, 1843 nt
Organism: Lutzomyia longipalpis
Lineage: Eukaryota; Metazoa; Arthropoda; Insecta; Diptera; Psychodidae
Exons: 4
Coding region: 899-1441 (180 amino acids)
Source: RefSeq, a predicted model, not a curated record
UUUUUUAUCAUUAAUAAUGUUUCUUUUUUUUGCUAAUUUCAGAGGAACUAAAAGUAAUAUAAUUAAUAGUUUUGAAGUAAGUUUUGUUAGCAUUGAGGGUUUGUGAGAGUGGUAAAAUGGGGAAUGGAGCCUUGAAUGAAUGUGAGCCUUGACACAGACCGACAAGAAGUUGGUAAACAUGGAGUGAAAGACGUUGAUAUGUUCCAGAGUGUCUGGUAAACAUUUAACACAAUUGCAGGGAUUUCAAUCUUCAUUUAAUGAAUAAACAUUCAAUUGUUGUUGCGGGAUCACCUCCACCAUCCUCUGCCCCCUUAACACAUUCAUCACAGCACCCACAAUUCAGUACUUCGGUUAUAUAGCAUCAUCUCCGCCUGAAUAUUUGCUGUGUGGGUUUGCCUGAGAGUGCCACUUGAACUGGGACAAUGGAUGCGAUAUUUAUCCUCGAUACUCAACUCCUUCCGCAAGGGGAGUCACACACCCCGCACCCCAAAUGCCAUAGAAAUUGAGCUUUUUGGUGUGGGGAACUUUUAAAAUGGGAAUUUUCUGUUACACCACCCGGCGCCUCCACUGCACUUCCACCAUAUCGGAACACUUCAGACAGUGUUAAAAUUCUGUGCUAUUACAAUCUCAAUGGGUGGGAAAAGGCGUCUAACUACGGGAGAUCCCGUGCCCCGUCAAUUGCGCACAUUUUGAUGUCAUUAAGCGAUAAGAAAUGGAGAUUCAUUUUCAGCCACAAAUUUGGAACUUUGCACCAUUUCGCGACUAAUUGUAAAAUAAUUGCGCAAAUGCUGGGAAAUGAUUUCUGGAAAAUGUCUCGUUGAAAUUGCUCUGUGAUUCACAAGUGGCCAACACGCCUAUUUUCCAUGGAAAUACAUCCAAUUGUUGAGUGACUGCUAAAAUGAAUCAUUCAGUGUCUGUAGCCAUCCUCCUGAUGACUGUAGCUGGUGCAAGUGCGGGCCUCUACAACAUCAACAUUACCAAAGUAGAUUGCAUUGCUGAUGAAUACUAUUGCCAGGAUAGUGUAUGCUCAGGCAUCUACAGAAGUACCGAUCCUCCGAUGUUCAACUUCUCGUGCACUUUCCCCACCACCUACACCUCCCUAAAAAUGCGAAUGGUAACGUACUACAAGUACACUGUCUACCGGAAAUCCCUAAUUGAUCAUACGGAAGAUUUGUGUGCUUUCCUGGAGAAUCGUGGGCACAACCCCCUUUUGCAGAUAUUUGGUGACUACACCAUGAAGUACUCCAGCUUUGAGAAGAAGAAAUGUCCAUUCGAGAAUGGCACGUAUUCGUUUAUAAAUUUACCACUGAAUCUGGAUCUCCUCCCACCGUCAUUUCCCGAUGGUCAGUAUCGAUUUGACUUCCAUCUCAGCAAUCAGUUCAAGAGUUCCUACUUCCUCACGCAAAUCUACCUCACCCUACGCAGCAAGAGGCUCUUCUGAUGAUGAUGGACUACCAAAAAAUGGGGUUGGGCCAGUCUCUGUAUAAUAUUUUGUUAUUUAUGCCAAGAUAUUCGUCUUUAUUAUUUUUCCACCACAAAUGGAACGGGGAAAAUAUUGUUGGAGCACUUUUGGGUUAAAGAACCAUACGAAGCGCGGGGAUGGUGGUUAAUGAACAGUGAGUCGCUGAGGGGCCAUAAAUUAAAGAGCGCCUGCAGAAACGCAUGGAGAAUGUUUUUUGGAUGGGGAUGGAGGAAGUGCGAGUCGUGAUGAGAAUUUAACAUAAAUAAUUUCACCAAAUUGCUAAAGCGACUUAUCAUCUGUGAACAGUCAACGAGCAUAUUCCGGCGAGAAUUUUCGAGGGCACACAAUUAUACUUUAUUGGAUAAAAUGUCGUUUUGCCUC